AUGCAUCCCCACGCAGACAAAGUGGUGCAUGAGGUGGACGGAUACUUCCUCCACCACGGGCGCUUCCCCAACGCCCGAGCCAAGCAGCGGUUUCUGGCCGCGGGUUUCUCCAGCGUGGUCUGUCUCUACUUCCCGCUCGCCAAGAACAACCGAAUCCAUUUCGCCUGCCGUCUCCUCACGAUUUUCUUCUCGGUCGAUGAUUUCCUGGAGGAAAUGUCCUUCAGCGAAGGCGAGGCCUACAACAAGAAGCUUAUGCGUCUUGCCGCCGGCACGACCCUCCCCGAUAGGACCGUGCCGGCCGAGUUCAUCUUCCAUAAGUUGUGGGAGGGCAUGCGCGCACGCGACGAGGAGCUGGCUGAUAAGAUCCUCGAGCCAAUGUUCACAUUCAUGCGGGCGCAGACAGACCAGGUGCGGAGGGAGAUUGUCGACUUGCGCCAGUACCUAGAGUAUCGCGAGAAGGAUGUUGGGAAGUCCCUCCUAUCCACCCUGAUGAGACAAGUCGCCAUCGUCAAUGACAUCUGCUCCUGGGAGAAGGAGCUUCGUUCCUCGCGGGCUCUGCACCAAGAAGGGGCGGUGCUGUGCUCUGCCGUGAAGGUCCUAGCGGAUACCACGCAGCUCGGUAUCGAUGCCUCCAAGCGUGUUCUGUGGGCUAUGGUGCGGGAGUGGGAGGGGGUGCAUGAAGAGAUGGCGGCUGUGCUUGCGGAGGAGGUUGUUCGGAUGCUGUCCGGCUCUAUGUCAAGGGACUGGAGUGUCUGA
Aspergillus mulundensis is the source of this 756-nucleotide messenger RNA. Its product is annotated as putative aristolochene synthase protein. Bases 1 to 756 code for a protein of 251 amino acids. Lineage: Eukaryota; Fungi; Ascomycota; Eurotiomycetes; Eurotiales; Aspergillaceae. The record is from RefSeq and is a predicted model, not a curated record. The transcript has 3 exons.